GUGCAUAUUUAUUAUUUGGAUCAACAGAACAGGCAAUAUUGUAUCACUCAACGCAUUGCAUCGAUUACAUAUAUCUCUUCCAUCUAAGUAUAUAUAGAACUUGACAUAAUAUUGUGCAGAUAGAGAGAGAUGUCAAUCCAGGUCUACAGUAAAUUUAGGUCAAUCCAGGUCUACAGUAAAUUUAGGUCAAUCCAGGUCUACAGUAAAUUUAGGUCAAUCCAGGUCUACAGUAAAUGUAGGACAAUACAGGUCUACAGUAAAUGUAGGUCAAUCCAGGUCUACAGUAAAUGUAGGACAAUACAGGUCUACAGUAAAUUUAGGUCAAUCCAGGUCUACAGUAAAUGUAGGUCAAUCCAGGUCUACAGUAAAUUUAGGUCAAUCCAGGUCUACAGUAAAUGUAGGACAAUCCAGGUCUACAGUAAAUUUAGGUCAAUCCAGGUCUACAGUAAAUUUAGGUCAAUCCAGGUCUACAGUAAAUGUAGGACAAUCCAGGUCUACAGUAAAUGUAGGACAAUCCAGGUCUACAGUAAAUUUAGGUCAAUCCAGGUCUACAGUAAAUGUAGGACAAUACAGGUCUACAGUAAAUUUAGGUCAAUCCAGGUCUACAGUAAAUUUAGGUCAAUCCAGGUCUACAGUAUAUUUAGGUCAAUCCAGGUCUACAGUAAAUGUAGGUCAAUCCAGGUCUACAGUAAAUUUAGGUCAAUCCAGGUCUACAGUAAAUUUAGGUCAAUUCAGGUCUACAGUAAAUUUUGGAAAAUCCAGGUCUACAGUAAAUUUAGGUCAAUCCAGGUCUACAGUAAAUUUAGGACAAUACAGGUCUACAGUAAAUUUAGGUCAAUCCAGGUCUACAGUAAAUGUAGGUCAAUCCAGGUCUACAGUAAAUUUAGGUCAAUCCAGGUCUACAGUAAAUGUAGGACAAUCCAGGUCUACAGUAAAUUUAGGUCAAUCCAGGUCUACAGUAAAUUUAGGUCAAUCCAGGUCUACAGUAAAUGUAGGACAAUCCAGGUCUACAGUAAAUGUAGGACAAUCCAGGUCUACAGUAAAUUUAGGUCAAUCCAGGUCUACAGUAAAUGUAGGACAAUACAGGUCUACAGUAAAUUUAGGUCAAUCCAGGUCUACAGUAAAUUUAGGUCAAUCCAGGUCUACAGUAUAUUUAGGUCAAUCCAGGUCUACAGUAAAUGUAGGUCAAUCCAGGUCUACAGUAAAUUUAGGUCAAUCCAGGUCUACAGUAAAUUUAGGUCAAUUCAGGUCUACAGUAAAUUUUGGAAAAUCCAGGUCUACAGUAAAUUUAGGUCAAUCCAGGUCUACAGUAAAUUUAGGACAAUACAGGUCUACAGUAAAUGUAGGUCAAUCCAGGUCUACAGUAAAUGUAGGUCAAUCCAGGUCUACAGUAAAUUUAGGUCAAUCCAGGUCUACAGUAAAUGUAGGACAAUCCAGGUCUACAGUAAAUUUAGGUCAAUCCAGGUCUACAGUAAAUUUAGGUCAAUCCAGGUCUACAGUAAAUGUAGGACAAUCCAGGUCUACAGUAAAUGUAGGACAAUCCAGGUCUACAGUAAAUUUAGGUCAAUCCAGGUCUACAGUAAAUGUAGGACAAUACAGGUCUACAGUAAAUUUAGGUCAAUCCAGGUCUACAGUAAAUUUAGGUCAAUCCAGGUCUACAGUAUAUUUAGGUCAAUCCAGGUCUACAGUAAAUGUAGGUCAAUCCAGGUCUACAGUAAAUUUAGGUCAAUCCAGGUCUACAGUAAAUUUAGGUCAAUUCAGGUCUACAGUAAAUUUUGGAAAAUCCAGGUCUACAGUAAAUUUAGGUCAAUCCAGGUCUACAGUAAAUUUAGGUCAAUCCAGGUCUACAGUAAAUUUAGGUCAAUCCAGGUCUACAGUAAAUUUUGGAAAAUCCAGGUCUACAGUAAAUUUAGGUCAAUCCAGGUCUACAGUAAAUUUAGGUCAAUCCAGGUCUACAGUAAAUUUUGGAAAAUACAGGUCUACAGUAAAUUUAGGUCAAUCCAGGUCUACAGUAAAUUUAGGUCAAUCCAGGUCUACAGUACAUUUAGGUCAAUCCAGGUCUACAGUAAAUUUAGGUCAAUCCAGGUCUACAGUAAAUUUAGGUCAAUCCAGGUCUACAGUAAAUUUUGGAAAAUCCAGGUCUACAGUAAAUUUAGGUCAAUCCAGGUCUACAGUACAUUUAGGUCAAUCCAGGUCUACAGUAAAUUUAGGUCAAUCCAGGUCUACAGUAAAUUUAGGUCAAUCCAGGUCUACAGUACAUUUAGGUCAAUCCAGGUCUAUAGUAAAUUUAGGUCAAUCAGGUCUACAGUAAAUUUAGGUCAAUCCAGGUCUACAGUACAUUUAGGUCAAUCCAGGUCUAUAGUAAAUUUAGGUCAAUCAGGUCUACAGUACAUUUAGGUCAAUCCAGGUCUACAGUAAAUGACAGACAUUGGUCCAAGAUAGUACAUCUCUACACAAAUGACCAGUAUUAUGUUUGAUUAGAUGUCACCAUCAACAGAUUGUAGAUAUAACAUACAUUUUGACAUGCAACUGGCGUGGAAUGAUAUUACUACCUGCUACUUCGACUUGUGCUUUCUUUGAUACCAGUGGUUGGUGUAUCCUUCUACCACUCUAGGUUCCAAGUUUCAGACGUCAGGGAUCUCUCUCACUCUGAUAUAUCAGGGCUUAUUUCCGGUGCCCUUUUGAAUUCACUCAUCAUUCUCUUUUAGCAGCACUAAACUGCGUUCCAUGAUAAACUUGCUCCGUCAUUUAAGCUCACAUUAAAAUGUAUAUAAUUGUGCGAAAUACAAUUCUAAAAUCAUCUAUUAAAAACAGAAAUGCCACACUCAAAAAGAAGGUUUUCGCAUGACACAGGUUCAAACAACACACGUGCAUGUAACGAUACUGAAAUACAUAACAUCUGCCUACGUAACAUGACCCUUCUAAAGGUCUACUGAGUCAAAGUGGUUUAAC
Molecule: messenger RNA, 2952 nt
Organism: Oncorhynchus keta (chum salmon)
Lineage: Eukaryota; Metazoa; Chordata; Actinopteri; Salmoniformes; Salmonidae
Exons: 5
Coding region: 130-2397 (755 amino acids)
Source: RefSeq, a predicted model, not a curated record